UCUCUGUCUCAAACACUCCCAUUUCUGCUUUUCUCUCUGGAAUCACAUUAUAUCGCACUACGAGUCCACAUCCCUCUGCUUUUCAUUUAAUUCUGUAUUGUUGUUUUAAUGAAGUCAGAACCACAUUUCACCUUCAGACGGCUUAAAGAAGAGGAACUUUUCGGCUCGACCAAAGCUUGUGUGUUACAUUUUACCUGGAAAAGUUUGUGUCAAUGGGCAUAAAGAUUAAAGCAUCUCCUUACUCAUCAGACCUGUGUGAAUAAUCCUCAUGGCUUGUGUGUGUUUGUGGUUUCUGUGUGCUGUGUUCUCGUUGCUGAUCAUACAAGGAAAACAAGAUGCACAGCUACUAACUGUCCCUGAGAUGGUGAACGUUUACACAGAUGACGUCUCGCAAGAUUUAGGUGUUUGGAAGAUGUAUGUUGAGUGGAAGGAUGGUUUCCUCAACAGUAUCAAACCAGACAGAGUCACUUAUGACAUAAAUAUUUUCUAUACUGAGCAAACUAAUAAACCGGUUCAUAAUGAAACAAUAGAAUUGAAAGCAAAUCCAUCAGGGAAGUAUAAAUGGAGCUGGACAUCACCAUUCCCACUGCAGUGUGUGUCACAUUCUGUCCAGCUGCGCUACAGAGAACAGGAUCGCACCAGUGCCUGGACACCUAUGACGAUUUUACUUGGAAACGACACACCUGACAUAACAGACAUAAAAAUAUAUCCUCUCAACUAUUAUGCACUGGUUAAUGAGAGUAUCAGUUUCUGCUGUAUCCAAAAACCAGGAAAUGAUAAGUUUAGUUCUCCUGAUUUCACAAUUCGAAUCACCAACCGGACGUAUGUGACUAAGCCUAUGAGAUAUGCUCAACCAUCUCCGCCAAGUGGCUUUGAUAUAAUAUGCGGUGAUCAGGGCUCAACUUAUUACAUUGGCUAUCCACCUAAGGACCACAACAUUAUAUGUGAGACUCGAAAUCUCAUUUCUGUGGAGUGUCGCUGGACUGAACAAGCGACUAUUUCAAAAUUAAGCACAAAUUACUCCAUCAAUGGAAGGUUGUGUGAACCUGGGUAUUGUGUUGUUGACAACACCAUAGACAGAGGAGUGAUGAAUUGGACCCUAAUUGCCAGAAAUAAUUUUGGCACAACGAUAAUCUUUGACACAGCUGAUCCAAAACACAGGGUUCACCUUAAAGCACCAACGCUCCUCUCCGUUAAUCAGCUCACUGCAAGAAAUGCAACUCUUGAAUGGAAAUGGACCAGUCUCCCGAAGUAUAGCUUCUUUUCUAUGACUUGCCAAGUGGAGGUCAACGGGAUCAUCAUUAAUGAAACCUUUAAAGGAAAAGGACUGACUUCAUUGGUCUUGGCAGAUCUGAAGCCCUUUACUGAAUAUAAGACUCGCAUACAAUGCGGUUCUCGUGAGCAUUUUUAUAAAUGGGGUGACUGGAGCGACCUCAUCACCUUCAUCACCAGUGAAGACAUUCCAGAAGCUGUAGAUGUGUGGAUGCAGGUUUCUGGUGAACACACAUAUGUUGUGUGGAAAAAAGCAUCUCAGAGGAAUGGUGAGAUUACAGGCUAUGAGCUGGAUAUGAAAUCCUCAACAGACAUGAGUACAGAGCGCAUCACCAAAUCACCAGCCGAUCUCUGUCACAAGCUGAAAGCAGGCAGUGCAGAAACCCAACCCGUCAUUUCCAUAUCUGCUAAAAACGCUGCUGGUGUCUCUCAUCCCUCCAUCAUCACCAUCCCCAGCCUGCCUCCAGGUGAUGGUGUUAAUACAAGUGUUAUUGAAGGAAUUAACAGAAACUUUCAUAUGUCCUGGGAACCUAGCCUUAGGUCCAAUUGUGGCUAUGUGCUGGACUGGUAUCCAACUUAUGAACCACAUCAGUGUACAGUAAAUUGGAAAAAAAUUCCUUCUGAUCGCUUCAGUGCAGUGAUUGACUCAGACAUAAAAGAGGGAGUGAAAUACACGCUUUCGGUUUAUGGCUGCAUUUCAGGACCACUGUCCUUGCUGCAGAGGAGAGAAGGCUAUGUGGUAGAGCUGCCUCCAACAGGAAGAGUUCAGGAUCUAAAAGGAUGGCUGGAGGGCUUAAAUAUUUACCUGUCCUGGGGAAAUGUGAGUGAACAGAUGCAGAGGGGCUUUAUAAAAGGUUAUAAUUUGUCCUACAUUUCUGAUGGUGGAGAUGAAAAGAAUGUUGUUAUAUCUGACCCCAGUAUUCAAAAGUACAUGUUCAGUCUUCCUGUGGAAACCUACAAAUUCACAGUGAAGGCCUUCACAUCUGCAGGAGAAGGUCCUGGAAAUGAUAUCUCUGUGAAAAUUAAUCCUCUGGUUGACAUAUACAUGGCAGUUGGUCUGGCUUUAUUGAUUUUUAUCCUUUGCAUCGCUGCAGUCUUUGCCUGUCGUAAUAGGGAAUGUUUGAAAUCAACACUGUGGCCUGAGGUUCCCCAACCGAGGAUUUCGGCAGAAUUUCUUAAAAAAAGUGUUUAUCAAUGGCAAGUGAAUGAUCAGCUGUUAUGUGAAGAAAGUCAAGUUUUGAAAGUAAACAGUCUGGAAAUCCGUCCUGUUGCAACAGAGCUACAGAAAGAUCACAGAGAAGCCCAGGCGUUCAACAGUCCUCACACAUGUUCUGAAGGGUAUCAAUCACCUAAAACUGAACCACAAACUCUCCCUAUCAUUGAAGUUGACUUUUCUUACAAGGAGCUUCCGUGUCCUGGUAUUCCAAACCCAACAUACAACAUCAUUCUGAUGCCUGCUGCUGAUACCAGUUUUGUGUCAUGUUACAUGCCUCAGACACUGAAUGGCAGCCUGUAGCAUUAACCUCUCUAGAUGCUCACUAGUGUCUAACCAUUAGCACAACUGAAACACAUUAUAAGGAAAAACUCAUCAGAUGUCUGAGCUGGAAUUAAAUUGUUAGAUCAGACUUGUAAUAGAUUUCCUCACUCACUACAAAGUUCAUUUUCUCAUGCAUUUUCUUAUGCCAGUAAGCUUUUUGUUUUAUUAUUUUUGGAGCAUUAAAAAGAUGGCCUCAUUAUUUUUUAUAUGAACACUGUAUUUAUGUACAUAUAUUUUUUAUGAUCUUAUUGUAUAUCUUGCAGCAAGGAUCUUGGCAGAUGUUUAUAAUGUUCAGAAUAAACACAUCAUAUCCCUGAUGUAUGAUUUCUGUGUGUUGGGCUCUGAUCUAGGGCUCUUUAUGUACUGUGAUUUUUAGUUACAUGAGUUAAUUAAAUGUGUAGCAUGUUAUUGUUGAA
Messenger RNA from Tachysurus fulvidraco (yellow catfish), 3225 nucleotides. It is a transcript of the gene lifrb, whose product is annotated as LIF receptor subunit alpha b. NCBI's taxonomy places the organism in Eukaryota, Metazoa, Chordata, Actinopteri, Siluriformes, Bagridae. Bases 269 to 2788 code for a protein of 839 amino acids. Gene Ontology annotation, cellular component: membrane. Gene Ontology annotation, molecular function: cytokine receptor activity; protein binding. The record is from RefSeq and is a predicted model, not a curated record. The transcript has 19 exons.